Penicillium brasilianum is the source of this 903-nucleotide messenger RNA. Lineage: Eukaryota; Fungi; Ascomycota; Eurotiomycetes; Eurotiales; Aspergillaceae. The record is from the annotation of a GenBank genome assembly.
AUGGCUUCUGCACUCUUCAUGAUGAUACCCCAUGGCGCACGACGGGCCUUUCGCCGGAUAAAUGAACAGCGAAUGAACGAGCACGACCAGGCAGACAACUCAAAGGCUCAAGACUCGAAUUCCGAGACUUCUGAAUAUAAACCAAGUACUUGGGACGUUCUCCAUGUGCGCGCUCUUCUCCAGUGGAGGAUGGGGUUCCCCGUCGAGAUCGUGGACGAGAUCAUCGACACAGCCGAGUACUGGUUAUCCACUACUGCAACUAUGACCCAGCCAGAAAAAGGCACGCACCGAAUAAUCAGAAAAGACCAUGACCAAGUCCUCCUCAAGACAGUCCCGCUCUGCUACGACCGCAAGCAACUUGAACGCUCCCCCGACUCUCCACGACCACUCCCCCACCGAUCUUCUAACCACCCAUGCCGCAAAAUCGUGUUCCGUCUAUCGUCUCACGACCAGGGAUCGGGUCGUAUCCAUCCGAACAUGUACGAACAUUCCUGGACGUGGUUCGACGCGGAAAUCAUCCGUGGCGCGCAUGCGCAGAAGAUGUAUAUCGACGGUGAGGAGCGAAUACUUCUGCCCAAUGAAAAGGGCGAAACUGCGAUAUCGCGCGAAUCUGGCGAUCCUUUACUAUUGCCAGGUGCAGAGAAGAUCCAGCUUAAUGGCGCCCGUGUGAGUGAUACACAGGAUGUCGAGAUCGUCUGGCAUUAUCAGGAUGAUAUACAGCCCGAUUCUCCGGCAGCCAGUGAUAUUGAGAAGGCCAAGGGUCGGGGUCGGGCUACGCUGGAUGGACGGUUUGUGCGUGAGAUGCAGGUCGGGGAUUCUAUUGCUGUUUGGGCGCGGGCCCGCUUCCCUGGGUGGUCGAAUCAUGUCUACCGAGCCUCUGUGACUGUCUACUGGGCUGUCUAG